This is a messenger RNA of Leptonychotes weddellii (Weddell seal), 5222 nucleotides long. Lineage: Eukaryota; Metazoa; Chordata; Mammalia; Carnivora; Phocidae. The record is from RefSeq and is a predicted model, not a curated record.
GCCGGAGGAGACACCGGGGCGCACGAAGGGCGCAUACCGCCGCCACGUCAGCCAGGGCGCGCGACGGCAGCGCGCCUGCGCGCGGAGGACGGUUUCCCCUACAUCCGGGGCCUGGGCGGCGGCGGCGCCGCCGUGCGGGGGUCACGUGGCUCUUUCCUUUCCGUCUCUGGCCGGCUGGGCGCGGGCGACUGCAGGCGAGGCGCGUGGAACCUCGCGCUGGUUCCCCUUCGUCUCCUCUCCCGGCCCGGGCCACUAAGGAGUUCGCUGACGCCGGGUGAGCUGAGCCUGCCGCCAAGAUGCCGGCCUAUUUCCAGAGACCGGAAAAUGCCCUCAAGCGCGCCAACGAAUUUCUUGAGGUUGGAAAAAAGCAGCCUGCUUUGGAUGUGCUUUAUGAUGUUAUGAAAAGUAAGAAACACAGAACAUGGCAAAAGAUACACGAGCCGAUUAUGUUGAAAUACUUGGAACUUUGCGUGGAUCUUCGCAAGAGCCAUUUGGCUAAAGAGGGAUUAUACCAGUAUAAGAACAUUUGUCAACAGGUGAACAUCAAAUCUCUAGAGGAUGUUGUUAGGGCAUAUUUGAAAUUGGCAGAGGAAAAAACUGAAGCUGCUAAAGAAGAAUCUCAGCAGAUGGUCCUAGACAUAGAAGAUCUGGAUAAUAUUCAAACUCCUGAGAGUGUUCUCCUAAGUGCUGUAAGUGGUGAAGACACUCAGGAUCGUACUGACAGAUUACUUUUAACUCCAUGGGUUAAAUUCCUUUGGGAAUCAUAUAGACAGUGUUUGGACCUUCUUCGAAACAAUUCCAGAGUAGAGCGUCUCUACCAUGAUAUUGCCCAACAAGCUUUCAAAUUCUGCCUCCAGUACACUCGUAAGGCUGAAUUCCGUAAGCUGUGUGACAAUUUGAGAAUGCACUUGUCACAAAUUCAACGUCACCAUAACCAGAGCACAGCAAUCAAUCUUAAUAAUCCAGAGAGCCAGUCCAUGCAUUUGGAAACCAGACUUGUUCAGUUGGACAGUGCUAUCAGCAUGGAAUUAUGGCAGGAAGCAUUCAAAGCUGUGGAAGAUAUUCAUGGACUAUUCACCUUGUCUAAAAAACCACCUAAACCUCAGUUGAUGGCAAAUUACUAUAAUAAAGUCUCAACUGUGUUUUGGAAAUCUGGAAAUGCUCUUUUUCAUGCAUCUACACUCCAUCGUCUUUACCAUUUAUCCAGAGAAAUGAGAAAGAAUCUUACACAAGAAGAGAUGCAAAGAAUGUCUACCAGAGUCCUUUUGGCCACUCUUUCUAUCCCUAUUACUCCUGAGCGUACUGAUAUUGCUCGACUUCUGGAUAUGGACGGCAUUAUAGUCGAAAAGCAACGUCGCCUUGCAACACUGCUAGGUCUUCAAGCCCCACCAACACGAAUUGGCCUUAUUAAUGAUAUGGUUAGAUUCAACGUACUACAGUAUGUUGUCCCUGAAGUGAAAGACCUUUACAAUUGGCUGGAAGUAGAAUUUAACCCACUAAAACUCUGUGAGAGAGUCACAAAGGUUCUGAAUUGGGUUCGGGACCAACCUGAAAAGGAACCAGAGUUGCAGCAGUAUGUUCCACAGCUGCAAAACAAUACCAUACUCCGUCUUCUGCAGCAGGUGGCACAAAUUUAUCAGAGCAUUGAGUUUUCUCGUUUGACUUCUCUGGUUCCUUUUGUUGAUGCUUUCCAACUGGAACGGGCUAUAGUAGAUGCAGCGAGGCACUGUGACCUGCAGGUUCGUAUUGACCACACUUCUCGGACACUUAGUUUUGGAUCUGAUUUGAAUUAUGCCACUCGAGAAGAUGCUCCAAUUGGUCCUCAUUUGCAAAGCAUGCCUUCAGAACAGAUAAGAAAUCAGCUGACAGCCAUGUCCUCAGUACUUGCAAAGGCACUUGAAGUCAUUAAGCCAGCUCAUAUAUUGCAAGAGAAAGAAGAACAGCAUCAGUUGGCUGUUACUGCAUACCUUAAAAAUUCACGAAAAGAGCAUCAGCGUAUCCUGGCUCGCCGUCAGACAAUUGAGGAAAGGAAAGAGCGCCUUGAGAGUCUGAAUAUUCAGCGUGAGAAAGAAGAAUUGGAGCAGAGGGAAGCUGAGCUCCAGAAAGUACGGAAGGCUGAAGAAGAGAGGCUGCGACAGGAGGCAAAGGAGAGGGAGAAGGAGCGCAUCCUACAGGAACAUGAACAAAUUAAAAAGAAAACUGUCCGUGAGCGUUUGGAGCAGAUCAAGAAAACAGAACUGGGUGCCAAAGCAUUCAAAGAUAUUGAUAUUGAAGAUCUUGAAGAAUUGGAUCCGGAUUUCAUCAUGGCUAAACAGGUUGAACAACUGGAGAAAGAAAAGAAGGAACUUCAGGAACGCCUGAAGAAUCAAGAAAAGAAGAUUGACUAUUUUGAAAGAGCUAAACGCCUGGAGGAAAUCCCGUUGAUAAAGAGUGCUUAUGAAGAACAGAGGAUUAAAGACAUGGAUCUGUGGGAACAACAGGAAGAAGAAAGAAUUACUACCAUGCAACUAGAACGCGAAAAGGCUCUUGAACAUAAGAAUCGAAUGUCACGAAUGCUUGAAGACAGAGAUUUAUUUGUAAUGCGACUCAAGGCUGCACGACAGUCUGUUUAUGAGGAAAAGCUUAAACAGUUUGAGGAGCGAUUAGCAGAAGAAAGGCAUAAUCGCUUGGAAGAACGUAAAAGGCAACGUAAAGAAGAACGCAGAAUAACCUACCAUAGAGAAAAAGAAGAGGAGGAACAGAGGAGGGCGGAAGAACAAAUGCUAAAAGAGCGUGAAGAGAGAGAGCGUGCCGAACGGGCCAAAGACUCUCGCUGGGGAGACAGAGAUUCAGAAGGCACCUGGAGGAAAGGACCCGAAGUAGAUUCCGAAUGGAGAAGAGGCCCACCAGAGAAGGAGUGGAGACGUGGAGAGGGGCGGGAUGAGGAAAGGCCUCAUAGAAGAGAGGAAGAUCGACCAAGGCGUUUGGGCGAUGAGGAAGAGAGAGAGUCUUCUCUUAGACCAGAUGAUGAUCGCAUUCCCCGGCGUGGCAUGGAUGAUGACAGAGGUCCUAGACGUGGUCUUGAUGAAGACCGGUUCUCUCGCCGUGGGGCAGACGACGACCGGCCUUCCUGGCGUAAUGCUGACGAUGAUCGGGGUCCCAGGCGGAGCAUGGAUGACGACAGGCCUCCCAGACGAAUUGGUGAUGAAGAUAGGGGGAGCUGGCGUCAUGCGGAUGAUGAUAGACCACCUAGACGGGGACUGGAUGAGGACAGAGGAAGCUGGCGAACAGCUGAUGAGGACAGAGGACCAAGACGUGGGAUGGAUGAGGACCGGGGGCCACGGCGAGGAGGUGCAGAUGAUGAGCGGUCUUCCUGGCGUAAUGCUGACGAUGAUCGGGGUCCCAGGCGGGGCAUGGAUGAUGACCGGGGUCCCAGGCGUGGGCUGGAUGAUGAUCGAGGACCUUGGAGGAGUACUGAUGAUGACAGAAUUUCUAGGCGCAGUGCAGAUGAUGACCGGGGGCCUUGGAGAAACAUGGAUGACGAUCGGAUUCCGAGAAGGGGUGAUGACUCAAGACCUGGUCCCUGGAGACCGUUUGUCAAGCCAGGUGGAUGGAGAGAGAAAGAAAAAGCCAGAGAAGAGAGUUGGGGUCCACCUCGAGAAUCAAGACCAUCAGAAGAACGUGAAUGGGAUAGGGAAAAAGAGAGAGAGAGAGAGAACCAAGAUCGUGACGAAAACGACAAGGACUCAGAGAAAGAAAGAGACCGAGAGAGAGAGCGAGAGCGGGACAGAGAGCGAGAUGGGGAUCGAGAGGACCGCUUCCGACGACCUAGGGAUGAAGGAGGCUGGAGAAGAGGACCAGCGGAAGAAUCUUCGAGCUGGAGAGAUUCAAAUCGCCGUGAAGAUAGGGAUCGGGAUGACCGUCGUCGGGAGAGAGAUGAUCGCCGUGAUCUAAGGGAGAGGCGAGAUGACAGAGACCGAAGAGGACCUCCUCUUAGAUCAGAACGUGAAGAAGCAAGUUCUUGGAGGCGUGCUGAUGACAGGAAAGAUGAGCGGGCAGAAGAGCGGGAAGCCCCUCGUCGUGUUCCUCCCCCAGCUCUUUCAAGAGACCGAGAAAGAGACCGAGAUAGAGAAAGAGAAGGUGAAAAAGAGAAGGCCUCAUGGAGAGCUGAGAAAGAUAGGGAAUCUCUUCGUCGUACUAAAAACGAGACUGAUGAAGAUGGAUGGACCACGGUACGACGUUAAAUCUCAAGAUAAUGGAUUCAAACUCAUGUCUCACAUAGGUUUGAUCACAUUCAAGGAUUAUCAUACUUGUGCUUCAACCAGUCUAAAUUGGAUUCUUUAAUGUUGUCUCAUCAUAACAAAAAGCAUGAACUUGUAUUAAUCCUCUAUAAUAGAUUGAUUGUGCACCGUGUCCACAGGAGGUUGACCAGGUGGGCCAUUUUCUGGAAUUUAAGGUGUUGCAUUAUUUCAUCAAUCAUUUGUUUACAAAAAAGAAAAACUAAAAAAUAAAUUGAAAAUGUGAACCUGUCAGGUAUGGAGUAACACCUGUAUCUUGGUAUAGAACUGAUCUUUUUCUUUUGUUUUUGAAAUACUAUAUUAAUUUGGAAUGAGGUAGGGUUCUGUUAGAGAAAAUGUAUUUGAAGACUCUUCAAAAGCAGGGGCUGAAACGACUUCCACAUCAUUAGCGGUUGAGACAUACCUCUAGGUAUCUUGAGGUAUUUACUCUAUUAACUACAUUUAGAAAGUUUUUAGGUUCACUAUAAGUGCAGUAAACAUUACAAACAUUGGAUACAGCGGGAUUUUCUGUAGCUUUUACUUGAGAGGUGAGUAUAAAGCAAUUUGCAGUCAUUAUUGUAAUGACAAGAAUACUGCUCAAGUGUGAAUCCAAAUCAGUUACGGCUUUUAAAUUUUAAAGCAUUUGGUAAACUAUUGCUGAGUUUUUUCUGUUGCCAAUAGCAAACUGCUUUUCCAUUAAUGGAGAAUUCAUGCCUUUGAAGCAUUUUAAAUACGACAAUAUUUAUAAAUGUGUGGUUUGGAGGAAUUGUUUAAAUUCUUUUUCCUAAUUUUCUUUCUUUUCAGGAUAGAUUCUUUCAACAAGUAAUUUGUAGUAAUGACUGUGUUGACUUCAAUUUUGAGUGUCGUAGCUAUGUCAAAGAUUAACUAUUUGGUCUUAUUGAAGCCAACACAGAACUUGCUGCUGUGUUUUUUCUUCAAUGAUAAAUAAAAUACUUACAGAAUUUG